AUGUCCAAUUUGCUUGUUUCUGUUCCUGACAAGAUAAAUCUCGAUAUAAAGAUUGUUAGAUAUCAGCAGUAGUGCAAUAAAUUGUGGAAUGGCAUUCAAUUUGCAAUGGGCAAGCUUGCUGAUCAUUACACUCCACCGUCAACUAUUGUUGUGUCUGUAAUGCCUCCAAUCUGCAAAUGGAUACUAUCAGUACUUAAUAAGGCAAUUGGCAAGACUAUAACCUCACUAGAAGCAUACAAGUUCUCUGAUGCAACGUCUCCUAUGUACUCAUGGUGGCAGUACCAGCUAUGUUAUGUAUUUGUAGAAGCUGUAAAACCUUACUUCUUCAAUGAGUCUCAAGAGUUCAAUUCAGCAAGAGCUGGUUGUAGAGAUGCCCUAUGCGUUUGCCUCGACACUGGUUUGCGCUUGCUCCACCCAUUCAUGCCUUAUGUAACAGAAGAACUCUGGCAGCGUCUUACUCAGCCCAAAGACUCUUGCAGGAAAAAUUCCAUUAUGAUAGAAGAAUAUCCAUCUGUUGUUACGGAAUCAGAUGAUAAACUUGAAACUGAAAUUUAUACCGUCUUGGAUACUGUGAACAAAUUUAGAUCUCUGAAGCCACCAACAGAUACAACACAAAUGAAAGGUGUGUGA
Lolium perenne is the source of this 630-nucleotide messenger RNA. Its product is annotated as valine--tRNA ligase, mitochondrial 1. The record is from RefSeq and is a predicted model, not a curated record. Gene Ontology annotation, cellular component: cytosol. Gene Ontology annotation, biological process: valyl-tRNA aminoacylation. Gene Ontology annotation, molecular function: valine-tRNA ligase activity; ATP binding. Lineage: Eukaryota; Viridiplantae; Streptophyta; Magnoliopsida; Poales; Poaceae.